ACACAGUCUCACUGAGUUAGUAGACAUGGAGGAUGGGAAGCCUGAUCUGCUGCUAGUCAAAGAGGAGACAAUAGAAGAUGAACCAGAGAGCAUUAACCUGCUGAGUGGACUAAAUAUGGGGGAGCAAGGUGGUUGGUUGAAGGCUAAUAGAGGAGACUGGGCGGCCAGCUUGCAUUCCCAGACCGGUGCAGCCAAGAGCCCAGGGGACGACAUCACUGAGCAGGUUAGGACCAGAGGCGACAUUGUGGAGUCUGCAGUCGAAGAAGACCUGCUGAUAUCCAGUGUUACUGGUGGGAGAGAGUGGACCUCUGAAGCGGCUGAUCACAAACCCUGGCCCCGGAUCAGGAUCCUGGACCAGGAGCCUUCGCUCUUCCUUUCUGAGUCGGAACCAGGACCCAAACGCGAGGUUAAGAGACUCCACCACCACACAGAACACAACCAGUGGACAGGUGGACUGAACAAUCUCAGCCCUGGUGGUCAUCAGAGUGACAGAGGCUCCAGUCAGGGAUCCAGUCUGCAGCCCAGACCCUUCUCUUCCCAGUCUCAGUGCAGGGAUGGAGCAGGUCCUGGGGCUGAUAGAGAUCGACCCUCCUGUUCCUAUGAUACAAACACCACAGUAUCCAUGAUGAACAGAGCAGGUCACCCUGGGCUUCAGCCUUCACAGAGAGUGGUGGGAAACCCCCCUGGCGGUAGUCUAUCAGGAAGUCUGUCUUCUUCAGGGUCUCAUCUAAUGCCUGGUGACUGGGUUCAUAGAAGGCCUGGACCUGGGUCUAGUCUUCCUCAGCUGCCUCAUGGUAACCCCACGAAUACAGACAGGGUCAGGAUUAGCGUUCACCAUGAGAGGUACCUAGCCUAUAACACAGCACACAAUCCCAACAACACCCAAACAAUGGCUAGAGGUCAAGGAGGUAGCUCUAAAUUGGCUCCUACUUCUACCUCAUCUGGUGUCAUUGGGUCACAACGUGGGAGGCCGAGCAUUAAGACGGACGCAGACAAGCCGUACGCCUGCCCCACGUGUGGGAAGCGCUUCGCUCAUGCAAACUAUGUGAAGCAGCACCAGACUGUUCACACCAAGGAGAGGCCCUUCAUGUGCAAGCUGUGUUACAAGAGCUUCUCCUUCCAGAGUAACCUUAUCAAACAUAGGAGUGUCCACAAUGGGGAGAAAUCAUAGUAGUGUGGCUUGAGAUGUACACAGGAUAUCUGGGAACCAUUAUUUAGCUGAAAUAGUUAUCAUGUGAAGUGUCUUGGGCUAUGAGGGUUUUUUGGAUUACUAAGUCCCUCAGCGCUAUUCAAUGUCAGUCCUGGAGGGCCAAAACCCUUCUGGUUUUCAUCCUCUCCUAAUAAGGGACUAAUUCAGACCUAGAACACCAGGUGAGUGCAAUUAACUACCAGGAUUGAACAAUAGUUUUGUACAAAAAAAUAGGUGAGCAAAUCUGUUAAUAAAUGAGAAAUCAUGUUGUCCUUU
Salvelinus sp. IW2-2015 is the source of this 1465-nucleotide messenger RNA. Its product is annotated as transcriptional repressor RHIT-like. Gene Ontology annotation, molecular function: DNA-binding transcription factor activity, RNA polymerase II-specific. Lineage: Eukaryota; Metazoa; Chordata; Actinopteri; Salmoniformes; Salmonidae. Gene Ontology annotation, biological process: regulation of transcription by RNA polymerase II. The record is from RefSeq and is a predicted model, not a curated record. Gene Ontology annotation, cellular component: nucleus.